AGACAAAUGAUCUGGCGAAUAAAAACUAUUUGUAUAAAAACCUUGCGCUCGGGGUUUUACAUAGUAUGAAAGUGACCGGGCAAAGGACUAGAGUAGAAAAAUAAAAUAGGAGCAAAUCAACGUUUAUCUUUACUUUGAAGUGAGACAGAAAGAUUUGUCUCAACAUCUUUGAUUACUGAAGUACAACUAAACAGUAUUUUGUGUUAAACUUUGACUAUUCGACAUUUCUUUGGAUUUUUCUCAGCGUUUUUGGAGGUGUCCAUUAUUUAUCACAUCUUAAAUGGAGACUGUUUUUGGAUUUUGUAUUCUUUAGAAUCUUCACGUAACAGAAAUUCUAAAGAGAGGGAUUUAUAUUAGAGUGAAGAUUUAACAUUGGAUUAUAUGUGCAGGUAUUUUACAGAAAUGCCACCUGAUUUUAACUUGCACGGCCUUAUCACGAAAGAAACUUUGACACUAUUGUUUUCAGCAACUUACAAUAAAACGACACAUUGCUCGCUAAAUCUGUGAAGUUAAUAAGCAUGGAAAUAUUCAAUUUUACUUGAUAAACGCUUUUUUUGUACAAUGACAACUUACUCAAAUGGGUUGUUUUCUCGUCAUUUUUGACAUGGCGUUUUUCAUGGAAAAUUUAUAUAGUGAACUAACAGUCUUCAAAGCAUUACCAUAAAAUCUUAAUUUUUUUUAAUGAAGUGAAAAAAAUUAGAAUGAUGAAGAUAUAUUUUUUAUUAACGAUCUGGGUUUGUGCAAUUUGUGAUGCGUCAAGCAUGGCCAGGCGGUUAGAUAUGCCCCUGGAUGUCAAGAAACUGGAGAGCUUAGGAAAUACAGAUACUCUUAUGAAAUCUUUGAAAAACAUUGCUCAAAAGUCGCACAACUGCGGCGUGAAAGAAAUACCAAAGUUACGCCGACACUACCUCAGGAAUACAACUGUGACUUGCAAUGAUGGGUCUCGUGCAGGGUAUUAUUUAAGAAAAUCUCAUGGCAGCAAAAAAUGGAUCAUAUUUUUAGAAGGAGGCUGGUACUGCUUCGACAGAUUUAGCUGUGAGCUGCGAUGGAGCAGCAAAAUGAGGAAAUAUAUGACGUCAAAAGGAUGGCCAGAGUUCAAAACGGGUAGCGGAAUUCUGUCGUGGGAUCCCAAAGAAAAUCCAUAUUACUUCAAUGCAAAUAUAGUAUACGUACCGUAUUGUUCUAGUGACUCUUGGACAGGGACUGCGAGAAACGGGCACGGAUAUGCCUUUUUAGGUUCCUACAUUAUUGAGGAAGUAAUCCGAAAUUUGAUUCCACGGGGCCUGGCUAAGGCGAAAAAGCUGUUCUUAACAGGAACUAGUGCUGGUGGCACGGGCGUCUUAAUGAACCUUGACCGUGUAGCAGACCUCAUGAAAACAUUGGCCCCCGGGGUCGAGGUUCGGGGGAUAGCCGAUUCUGGUUGGUUUUUAGACAUUCCACAAUUCAGCGAAAAGCCGUGCACAGAGCCUUUGUCCUGUUCCCCGACCACAGGGAUACGGAAGGGAUUCGAUCAGUGGGGAGGUCGUGUGCCGGAAGCCUGUAAAAAGGAAUAUCCGGGCCAGGAACAAUGGCGAUGUUACUUCGGAUACCGGAUGUAUCCGACAUUAAAAACUCCUGUAUUUAUUGUGCAAUACUUAUUUGAUGAAGCGCAAAUAUUAGCGAACAAUGUUAUAAACCAAAACAAACUGAUGAACUAUAACGGAAGCAACGAACUUCUGUCUAAGCAACAGUGGGAGUAUCUGUACAAGCUAGGGGAGAAAGUCAAACAGACGCUUGAAAAUGUGACGGCAGUAUUUGCGCCAGCUUGCCUGUCUCAUGAAGUUUUACUCAAAAAGAGUUGGCAUUCUAUAUCCGUGAAAGGAAUAUCCCUGUCUCAGUCAAUCUACUGCUGGGAAAACAGCUUCGAAGGAGAGAAAUGUAUAACUGCCACAAAUGGAAGCACAAGUGUUAAACUUAUACGUCCAUAUGGCGAUGCUCCUGUCAAAGUUAAAAAACAGAACAAAAAAUCCCAGCGAAAGAAAAAGAAGAAGAGGAAGAAAGAUAAAAAGAGAAGACGACGACGAAGGAAGAACAGGAACCGAAAAAAUAAAAAUAGGAAAAACAAGAAAAAUAAAAGAAAGAAUAGAAAGAAGAAGAGAAAGGGAAAAGGAAAAAAUAGAAAAAAGAACAGGUCGCAGCGAUCAGCUAAGAAUGUCAGUAACUGCAGCCAUCAUCUGAUAGAACAGUGCCCCCUACCUCAGUGGUGCAAUAGCUUUUGUCCCACCUUCCGGAACCAGUAUAACGGGAAGGAGAUUGACUUUUUCAAGGUGUUUGCUGCUUCCGGUAUGGACAGUAAAGGAAUGGCGGAAUUGUUGGGUGUGAAUAUGUCAACAGUAAAUGCCAUGAACGCUAACACAAUCUCAACAUUAUUACUGGACACAUUUAGGCAGAAACAGCAGACAUAGGGUAUUUUUAAGGAUGAUUUUAGUCCUUUUUCUUGCAUACCUCAUUCAAAAAAUACAUUGUGUCGUAAUUUGUUGGUUUAAAUGCAUUUUCAUUAACCAUGUUAUACAUUUCAUCUGUACAUAAGUUUAUUUUAAAUAGCAUUUUGAAUUAAUUUAUUAUUGUCAAAUUGCAUUCAAUAUUUUCAUGAAAAAAGCAUUUGUUCAUAUCAUGACAUAAGAACAAUCAAAGACUAAAUUAAACAGCAUUAGGAAAAUGACAGUGAUGAAGUGAAGUGUAAUACAUAUGUAGUUGAAUCCCUGUCGAGAUUGAAAUUUCCGGUCUGUUCUUGGGAUUUAUGAAUCAUAUUAUGCCAUGUUCUGUGAUUUGAACGAUUUGAUU
This is a messenger RNA of Saccostrea cuccullata (small rock oyster), 2823 nucleotides long. Its product is annotated as palmitoleoyl-protein carboxylesterase notum1-like. The transcript is spliced from 13 exons. Lineage: Eukaryota; Metazoa; Mollusca; Bivalvia; Ostreida; Ostreidae. The coding region runs from base 702 to 2444 and encodes 580 amino acids. Gene Ontology annotation, molecular function: hydrolase activity. The record is from RefSeq and is a predicted model, not a curated record.